AUGGAAGAGAUCAGUAUUUCCCCAUUUUCCUCUUCAUCCAGUGACGGCCGCACUGUGGCAACACCUUCAAGUGCCGAUAUAUCGCAUACAGAUGACCUGGGAUUGACUGUACCCUUGACACAAUAUCUUUUCGUCAGGCUUUUCCAACUUGGGAUUCGUACUGUACAUGGGGUUCCGGGCGACUUCAAUCUCACCUCCCUUGACUAUCUUGAAACUUGCGGACUCAAAUGGUCAGGCAACGCAGCGGAAUUGACUGCAGGAUACGCAGCUGAUGGCUAUGCGAGAAUAAAAGGCAUCAGUGCUCUCAUGACUGUUUUUGGUGUUGGUGAACUGUCAGCCAUCAAUGCGAUUGCUGGGUCAUUUGCUGAAAAAGUUCCUGUUGUUCAUAUUGUUGGAACGCCUACCACUACUGCCCAGGAUGAAGGUAAGAUCAUACACCAUUCUCUUGGGGGAGGCAACUGCAGGAUCGUUGCCAAUAUGUAUCAGAACUUUACUAUUGCGCAAGCAAACCUCCGCGAUGCCAUAACGAGCCCCACUCUCAUCGAUCUGACCUUACAAAAAUGUGUCGAGAAAAGCCUUCCUGUUUAUAUCGAGCUGCCUCUAGAUAUGGUUCAUGUCCCAGUUUCUGCUGCGGGACUCGGAAAACCUAUACUUAACAGCUUACUAGCUGAUGAGGACCAGGAACUGGAGGCUCUAGUUGUCAAGCUCGAGUUAGAGGAUUUUGUCGUCAACAGUAUACUGCAACGGCUGUAUGAGUGUAGACAGCCAGUUGUUGUUGUUGAUGGUUUCACAGAAAGGUUUGGCGUCGCGGACGAGGUCAAUCAAUUUCUGAAAACCAGCCGUCUCUUAGCGUUCGCCACUCCUUUCGGCCAAGGAAUCAUCGACACGAGCUAUCCUCACUAUCAUGGUGUUUACAACGGCCCUGCUGGAUCCAAAACUCUAGAGACGUGGUUCAAAGAGUGCGACUUAGUUAUACACAUUGCACCCUUGAAGUCCGAUACGAACACAUACGGCUUCAACACAUUAGCUUCCCCAACAACUACAAUUGAGCUUGACUUGCAGUACAUCUCUAUCUUCGGGGCUGAGUAUGGCGGAUUGAAAUUAAAAUCUCUUUUUAAAAGACUCUUGCAUCUACUGGACCCAUCUCGUCUUCCACCAAGCGCGCUACCGGAAGCUGUCGACUUUCCCCAAAGAUGCAAUCCUACAUUGGUAGCACAACUCUCGGGCCCUAUCGAUCAAUCUCACUUCUGGCCAACAAUUUCAUACAUGUUUAAGUCAAGUGACAUUGUGUUAGUGGACGCAGGAACUGCGUGGAGUGGCUCGGAAUAUUUCACGCUUCCUUCUAAAACAACUCUUAUCAAGUCUGGAAUUUGGAUGUCAAUUGGAUCUAUGCUGGGUGCAGGCGUCGGAGCUGCUCAGGCACAGCAUGAGAUGGUCCAAGAGGGCACUCGACCCGAAGGCCGAACAAUCAUAUUCGAAGGAGACGGGAGCUUUCAAAUGACUGCUCAAGCAAUCAGUGAUGCGAUCCGAAACCGACUCGAUCUCAUUUUGUUCGUCAUAAACAAUGACGGGUAUACGAUUGAGAGAGUGAUUCAUGGACCACAUGCAUACUAUAACUGCAUCCAGUCUUGGAGCUAUACAGAAGCCGCGAAGUUCUUUGGGGCCCCUGAAUGCGAUCCCGAAUAUCCAGUCCUGUCACAAAAAGUGACUACCUGGGAAGAGCUUAAGGAAAUUAUUCAGGGCCCACAGCUGCAGAGUGGGAAAGGCUUGAAUCUGGUGGAGGUUGUAAUGGAUAGGCAGGAUGCUCCGAAGUCAUUGACCGCAUUCAUCGAUCUCCAGCGGCCUUCAAAGAGGGCUUGA
Penicillium atrosanguineum is the source of this 1860-nucleotide messenger RNA. Its product is annotated as alpha-keto acid decarboxylase family protein. The transcript has a single exon. NCBI's taxonomy places the organism in Eukaryota, Fungi, Ascomycota, Eurotiomycetes, Eurotiales, Aspergillaceae. Gene Ontology annotation, molecular function: carboxy-lyase activity; thiamine pyrophosphate binding; magnesium ion binding. The record is from RefSeq and is a predicted model, not a curated record. The coding region runs from base 1 to 1860 and encodes 619 amino acids.